Messenger RNA from Eruca vesicaria subsp. sativa (arugula), 579 nucleotides. Lineage: Eukaryota; Viridiplantae; Streptophyta; Magnoliopsida; Brassicales; Brassicaceae. The record is from the annotation of a GenBank genome assembly.
AUGUUUUCUGCUCAAAACAAGAUCCACAAGGAUAAGGGUGUGGCACCAACAGACUUCGAACAGGAAGUUGCUCAGGCUUUCUUUGACUUGGAGAACACUAACCAGGAGUUGAAGAGUGACUUGAAAGAUCUCUACAUUAACCAAGCUGUUCAGAUGGAUAUCUCUGGAGGCCGCAAGGCUAUUGUGAUCUAUGUUCCAUUUAGAUUGAGGAAAGCCUUCCGCAAGAUUCAUCUCCGUCUUGUCAGAGAGCUCGAGAAGAAGUUCAGUGGAAAAGAUGUUGUCUUUGUUGCCACCAGAAGAAUCAUGCGCCCUCCUAAGAAAGGCUCUGCUGUUCAGAGACCACGUAACAGGACUCUCACUUCCGUCCAUGAAGCCAUGCUUGAGGAUGUCGCUUACCCUGCUGAGAUUGUUGGAAAGCGUACCAGAUACCGUGUUGAUGGCACCAAGAUCAUGAAGGUGGUGUAUUUGGAGCCUAAGGAGAGGAACAACACUGAGUACAAGCUUGAGACAAUGGUCGGUGUGUACAGAAAACUUACAGGGAGAGAUGUAGUUUUUGAGUACCCUGUCACUGAAGCUUGA